Apodemus sylvaticus (European woodmouse) is the source of this 3962-nucleotide messenger RNA. RefSeq names its product cholinergic receptor nicotinic alpha 2 subunit (gene Chrna2). Gene Ontology annotation, cellular component: postsynaptic membrane; neuron projection; synapse. The record is from RefSeq and is a predicted model, not a curated record. Gene Ontology annotation, biological process: regulation of membrane potential; monoatomic ion transmembrane transport; signal transduction. Lineage: Eukaryota; Metazoa; Chordata; Mammalia; Rodentia; Muridae. Gene Ontology annotation, molecular function: acetylcholine-gated monoatomic cation-selective channel activity; transmembrane signaling receptor activity. The coding region runs from base 512 to 2107 and encodes 531 amino acids. The transcript has 9 exons.
UCCUAGAGGACCUCAUCUGGGGUGUGUUCAGGGAUCCAAAGACACUCCACAUGACAGCCCCAGAGCCUAGGGUCCUUCAGAGCCGGGAGCAAGCCAUCAUAGUAAUUGACUGAACAGAAGCCAGAGCCGCAUCUGUCUGUGCUGGACACAAAGUAAAGAAUGAACGCUUCCAAGGGACCCUCAUCAGCUACCUGCCCCUCAUCUCCAUCCAGCUGCUUCCCCGCAUGCCCCGAGGGCCCCACCUUCUUCUGUGACCACAGUGAAUAUUCUACUCACUUAGACAAAUUAGACUAAGUGACAGUGGUGUGGUUUAUGACGUGAAAGCUGGCAAGUCCUCUACAGCUUGUGUGGGUCGAGAUUGGAGUUAGACAGAAGUACUGCCUCGGCUGGUGAUGGCACAAGACCUUCAAGAUUCCACCUGACCUUGAGAGGUGACUCUGCUGUGACGAGCAGAGCAGUUGUGGAAGCAAAGUGCGAGCCCUCCGUCCCUGGAGCAUGUUGUUGUAGAGAGAUGGAGCCUCGCAGAAGUCAGCUCCUGGUAGUCCAAGGCAAACCAGGACCCUAUGAAGCCAUGGCCCCCUCCCAUCCUGCUCUCCAGUUCCAGAUACAUCUUUAUCUCUGGUGUCUGCUUUUGAUGCCAGCAGUGUUGGCCCAGCAAAGCUCACAUACCCAUGCUGAAGACCGCUUGUUCAAACACCUGUUCGGAGGCUACAAUCGCUGGGCACGGCCAGUGCCCAACACUUCUGAUGUGGUCAUUGUGCGCUUUGGACUCUCCAUUGCCCAGCUCAUAGAUGUGGAUGAGAAGAAUCAAAUGAUGACCACCAAUGUCUGGCUAAAGCAGGAAUGGAAUGACUACAAGCUGCGCUGGGACCCGGCUGAGUUUGGCAACAUCACCUCCCUCCGCGUCCCUUCAGAGAUGAUCUGGAUCCCAGAUAUUGUUCUCUACAACAAUGCAGAUGGGGAGUUUGCCGUUACCCACAUGACCAAGGCCCACCUCUUCUUCACGGGCACUGUGCACUGGGUGCCCCCAGCCAUCUACAAGAGCUCCUGCAGCAUCGAUGUGACCUUCUUCCCCUUCGACCAGCAGAACUGCAAGAUGAAGUUUGGAUCCUGGACAUACGACAAGGCCAAGAUCGACCUGGAGCAGAUGGAGCAGACGGUGGACCUGAAGGACUACUGGGAGAGUGGCGAGUGGGCCAUCAUCAACGCCACCGGAACCUAUAACAGCAAGAAGUACGACUGCUGCGCGGAGAUCUACCCCGACGUCACCUACUUCUUCGUCAUCCGCCGGCUGCCGCUGUUCUACACCAUCAACCUCAUCAUCCCGUGCCUGCUCAUCUCCUGCCUCACCGUGCUCGUGUUCUACCUGCCCUCCGAGUGUGGAGAGAAGAUCACGCUGUGCAUCUCGGUGCUGCUCUCUCUCACCGUCUUCCUGCUGCUCAUCACGGAGAUCAUCCCGUCCACCUCGCUUGUCAUCCCGCUCAUCGGCGAGUACCUGCUCUUCACCAUGAUCUUCGUCACCCUUUCUAUCGUUAUCACGGUCUUCGUGCUCAAUGUACACCACCGCUCCCCCAGCACCCACAACAUGCCCAACUGGGUGAGGGUGGCCCUGUUAGGCCGGGUGCCCCAGUGGCUGAUGAUGAACCGGCCCCCGCCACCCCUGGAGGUCCAAGGCUCCCCAGGUCUGAAGCUCAGCCCCACUUAUCAUUGGCUGGAGACCAACAUGGAUGCUGAAGAAAGGGAGGAGACAGAGGAGGAGGAGGAAGAAGAAGAUGAAAACAUAUGUAUGUGUGCAGGCCUCCCGGACCCUUCCAUGGGGGUUCUCUAUGGUCAUGGCAGCCUGCAUCUGAGGGCCAUGGGGCCUGAGGCCAAGGCUCCAUCCCACGCUAGUGAGGUCCUGCUGUCACCUCAGAUACAGAAAGCACUAGAAGGUGUGCACUACAUUGCUGACCACCUGAGGGCUGAGGAUGCUGACUCUUCGGUGAAGGAAGAUUGGAAGUAUGUGGCCAUGGUGGUAGACCGGAUAUUCCUCUGGCUGUUCAUUAUCGUCUGCUUCCUGGGGACCAUCGGGCUCUUCCUUCCUCCAUUCCUGGCUGGAAUGAUCUGACUUCAUUUCCCUCAUGUUGGCUCCAAGGUGGCCUCAACAACUAUCUUCUAGUCUUCUGUAACUGGAGCCCUCUCUAGAAUAUUCUUUUGACUUAACACCACCUGCCUGCGAUGUUUCUACGAGGCCCCCAACCUAGCCUGGACUCCAUAGCCCCCUUGCAACAGCUCAUGGUGCCACUGUGGUAACCAGCACUGAGACCACUCAACAAGACAUCUAUUUAGGGCUGAGGAUCUAGAAGAGGUAAAGGCAUUUGCUCUGCAGAAGGUGACAACAUGGUGGUGACAUGGGGGUGAAUAAGAUAUUCCUGUAAGAGCAAUAGAACUGUAUAUGGCUAAAGGGUGGAGAGGUCAGACCAGGGCAAAGGGAACUAGAACACCAUCCCAAAGAUGGGCACAUGGGGACAAUGCAGGGGGUAGUGUCCCGUGUGGAAGAGUUCUACACAACACUGUGGAUUCAGAGUGUCAGAGAGGAUAGCCGACUAGGGUAGAGAGGCUGGGAGGCAGGUUGGUGUGUUUUUAAUCCAGGCCUAGGAAGAAGCUCCGAGUCUGCUCUGAACCUGUCUCUAUGUGCUCUGCAGGAAAUGUCAGCGGGAUAGGGAUACUCCCAGAAGGAGUGGGACACACAGAAAGUCCUAGAGCAGUGCUUCUCAACCUGUGUCGUGGGUCGCAACCCUUCUGGGAGGUCGAACGACCCUUUCACAGGGGUCACGUAUCAGAUAUACUGCAUAUCAGAUGUUUAUAUUACAGUUCAUAACAGUAUCAAGAGUACUGUUAUGAGGUUGAAACAAAAUAAUCUUAUGGUUGAGAUCACCACAACAUGAGGGACUUUAAAGGGUGAUAGCAUUAGAGAGGUUGAGAGCCACUGAUCUAGGUGCCCGGUGCAUGCUUGAGGCAGAAGAACAGCAACACUGGGUCCAAGUGGCUGGGUCAUUAUUCAUCCAAAAGCACCUUAGAGCCCCCAAGUUUCCCUCAGCACCAUGUCUCACUGUUCUAUGAUGUAAGAAAAGAGGCACAGUAAUUGUCACAGGGGGUCAAAGUCACCUUCAAAUCACCAAGUGGAUGAAAUAAGAAGGCAGUCUCCAAUGCUGGCCCUCCUCUCCACAGGCCCUGCUCCCCAAUCCCUGCUCUGUCAGCACGCCUUGCAUUGGAACCGAGAUCUUUGCUCCAAGCUCUUUCAAUUGUGUGCUCCUGCAGGGCGGAGUCUCUGUUUAUUAUUCCCACUCAGCCCAGUGCUGGGUGAGAGAGCUCAGCGCCUGGACCUUUCAUCCUGAGUAGUGGAAAGAAACCAGUCUGGUUGCUUUGGGUUCCAGAACUGCUACACAGCACCAAAGCUUUCUGGAGAGGUUUCUUCCCCAGGCUUCCCAGGGGCCCCAUCAGGUGGCUAACCUGCUCUGAGCUGUUCUUAUAAUAUUCCACCGCCCUUUACUGCAUAAGAGCCCAGGGGAUUGGGCCUGUUAGAACGUUCUCCAGUGCCCAGGGAAUUAGACCCCAGAAGCUAGCAGCAAUGGAUUCAGGGUCACUAAUAGAUGUAGAGACCAAAGUAGGAGGCAAAAUGGGGCAAAUUUGUUCUCUGUCUUAGGGUGCUCUCCUUCUGAACUCCACACCGCACGUUGACAGACCUAGAGGACCUGCUUGCCAGAGGCCUUACCCAGACUCCCCAUUAUCAGUUCUAAUGAUACCCCACUCAGUAUCAGGCCCUGGCUCCCCACUUCUCCACUGAAUGCAGCCUGCCCCUCCCUUCUCUAUGUCAAGCCCCAAGACAUGAUUUCCUGAUGGAGAGAUGCUUGUUGGAUCAUCCACCCCUCCCAUCCUCCUUGCAUGUGAGCGAAACGUCAAAAUAAAGCUGAAAUGGCUGC